Molecule: messenger RNA, 633 nt
Organism: Neurospora hispaniola
Lineage: Eukaryota; Fungi; Ascomycota; Sordariomycetes; Sordariales; Sordariaceae
Exons: 1
Coding region: 167-544 (125 amino acids)
Biological process (GO): regulation of DNA-templated transcription
Molecular function (GO): DNA-binding transcription factor activity
Source: RefSeq, a predicted model, not a curated record
CAGCAACAGCAGCAACAGCAAAUUCAACAACGACAUCAUCAACAACAAAACCUCAACCUCCCUCUCUCUUCCACAAGCAGCCACACCCCCGGACUUACUUCAACUUCGAUACCACGACCCUCCACACUCUCAAACCACCCACCAACUUGAUUCCCGUUCGUCAUCGAUGUCCAAUACGGACCACAUGCACACCGAUACUUCUGUCUCUACAGGUACUUCUCCCUCUACCUCUACUUCUACUCCUACCUCUCCAGGGACUUCCACCUCUCCAGAUACUUCUAACUCUCCAGGUACCUCUACCUCUCCCUCCACAGAUACUUCCACUUCCACAGCUAGUCAACGCCAACCUCAAAAGUAUCACACCCGCCGCCGCCUCCAAGUCCGCCGCGCCCAGUCCUCCCACCGCCAACGAAAAGCCGACUACAUCAAGCGUCUGGAGCGCGAGAUUGCGAGUAUUCGGGGGAUGAUUGAUCAGAUGAAAGAGGAUAUGGAAGUGUUGAGAGGGGAGAAUGAGGAUUUGGGGGUGAUGGCGGUGAGGAGAUGAGGUGUGAAGAAGAUCCCAGGAUCGUGAGGUCAAAAGGGAAGAGAGAGAGAGGGGGGGGGUUGGAAAUUGGAAGUUGGAAGGGGGAAGGC